Molecule: messenger RNA, 6284 nt
Organism: Homalodisca vitripennis (glassy-winged sharpshooter)
Lineage: Eukaryota; Metazoa; Arthropoda; Insecta; Hemiptera; Cicadellidae
Gene: Ube4A
Product: ubiquitin conjugation factor E4 A
Exons: 15
Coding region: 339-3365 (1008 amino acids)
Biological process (GO): protein polyubiquitination
Cellular component (GO): cytoplasm; ubiquitin ligase complex; nucleus
Molecular function (GO): ubiquitin-ubiquitin ligase activity
Source: RefSeq, a predicted model, not a curated record
AGCAUUGAAUGAACAACUACAACAGUUCGUUUGAUAAAAAUUAAAAUGUCUUUAUAUUUUCAAUUACGUGUAGUUUUAAUUCAAUAUUAAGUUGUGCCGUGUCAAAUUAUCUAUCAGAUAACUAAUAUGAUGUGAUUGUUGAUUAUAAGUGCUGCUAUUUAUUAUAAAAAAGAUUAGUUAUUUUAUUAGAAUCAUUUAGUUAAAUAACCAUAAUGUUAGAAGAAAAUAUUUUAAGGUUAUGUGUGGUGCUGUUACCGAAAGGAGUAAUGAUAAUUACCAAAUAUUCUGAAGAGAAAUGUUAAUAUAGUUUAAUGUUAAAUUAAUAAAUUUGAGUAAACAUGGAUUUGAAGAACAACCCGUUUGCAAAGGUUUUCCCUAGUAUUGAAGCAGCUGAAAGAUAUGCUGAAAGAGUGAGGGAAGAGGGCAGAACUGUUUUCUUAAAUGAACUGGAAAACCACGAACUCCAAGGAAAAGACUUUUUAAUUAAUCUUAUCGUAGAAGAAGUUUUCAAUUUUACUUUGUGUAAAAAUCCGCCAGCUUUCAAGAGAGGUAGCGAGACUCAUUUAUUAUAUCUCGAGGACGUAUCAGGGAUAGGAAAACUAGGUAUUGAUUACAUAGAAUCUUUAGAACUGGUAUUGUUUGAGAGAUUACUGUUAGAAGAGCCAACAAAGCAUUUGAUUUCUUCAAACAAGUCUUCAAGCCCUAAAAUCCAUGUAGUAGAAACACAAUGUCUUUGUUAUUUAUUUGAAUGUUAUUGUAGAUUAAAGAAACAGAAUUACCCUGAGUUUAAAGAAUCUAUUAAAAAGAUGAUUAGUUAUGUUGUACGGAAUGCAUCAACAGCUUUAAAACAGCCAGAAGUUUACGAAAAGCAGAAUGUUUAUCAGCAGGUUUUAGAUUUAUUUUCCGGUGGCCUAUAUAACACCACUGAGCUAACGUCUUUUCUCUCGGAAAUCACAGAUGAUAUCGACAAAGAAGAGGGUAGCGAGACUGUCUUCUCAGCUUUUUCCCUAGUUCUUUCACUUGUGCAAGAAAACUUGAACCAAUCAAACAUUUUGACGUACAGCCAAUACAUGAUACACGUGCUUCACACGUAUGCAACUAUACCAAAGUUGGCUGCGGUCCUGCUGAGACAAGGACACCAUAGAGAUUCGAACCAUGUGGGAAGAUCGUUUGCGGAAUCUGCUCUUGGCGCUGCCUUCAAUAUUUCCAUUCUCCCGAAAAAUUCCUAUCUCCAGUAUGAGUUCUUCGAUAGACCAUUGGAUUCUAAUUUGAAAGUGCUGGAAGAUCAGCUGUGGACGAGUACAAACGGCGUUGUCUGCAGUCUUCACAACAUCGUGAUGGCCCUUUUGAAGUCAAAUCGCCAUGAAACGCUGACAUGGCUAGGCAACUGCCUUGACAAGAACGCCCCACGCGGCCGUCUGUCUGCCCUGAAUGCAUUUUCCCUAGACACUCUCAACUGUGUCUCAGAUGGCUUCAUGUUGAACCUCAGUGGCGUACUGCUGCGGCUGGCCGAACCCUUCAUUGCUGACAUUCAGAAUCUUAAGUGGCUCAAGAUUGACCCUACCUACCCGGCAGCAAAGGUAUCUGCAGACGGGGAAAACGGUGUCCACAUGGGGUCUUUGGGCUCCGACACAUGCUUGGUGUCCGCAGAGGAGGGUCAGCAGAGGCCGUGCGCCAAGCAAUUCUCGUUCAUCUCCGAGUGUUUCUACAUGACGCAUCGAGCGUUGAAUCUGGGCGCAGCCGUGGUACAGGACAAGGCCCAGAGCCUCUAUCAGGAAAUAGGCAUGAUGCAGGCGAGGCUAGGGCCCGAUGCACGCAACGACGAGAUGGAAACUGCUAUGGCUAAAUACCUGAGUCUGCGCUGCGCGCUCAUCGAGCCUUCGACGCUGAUGCUGGAAGGUCAGUUUGUGAUGACCACCUGCACAUGGCUGGUUCAAGUGGUGCUAGACCCUGACCUGCGAGAGGACAGGGAGGCCUUCAACCUCACAGAGGUCAGAGAGGUCACCUUUCCUCUUCCAACCACGGCUCCGCCAACUCUGAGAUGUAUACCUGAAGUCUUACUAGAGAAUGUGUCUCACUACCUCGUGGCCACGAAGAGAUUUGAAGUUGCUGGAGUGAUCCAUGAGGAUCUACAGCAGCUGGAGCCUGUGCUGACGUACUUGCUCGUGUUCAUGAGCGGGUCGGCGCGUGCGCGCAACCCCCACCUGCGAGCUCAGCUGGCCGAGUGUCUGGACUGCCUCCUGCCCAAGGAGAAGGCCAGCUCUGCUAUCUCCACCUUCGUCAGGGAACAGUUGUUCAAGACACAUCCCCACAGAUCACGGAUUGUGGAGUCUUUGCUGGAUGUGUUUGUGGGAAUCGAGAUGACAGGACAGAGCGUAACGUUCGAGCAGAAGUUCAACUAUCGUCGGCCCAUGUACACAGUGAUGGAGUACCUGUGGAACCUGGAAGAGCAGAAGCAAUGUUUCAAGAACCUGGCAGCAGAUGCUGAGGCCAACAUGGAGGCAGUGAACCCCCCACUGUUCCUCAGAUUCCUAAACUUGCUGAUGAACGAUGCUGUCUUCUUGUUGGACGAGGCCCUCAGCAACAUGGCCAGUCUGCGGACCAUGAUGGCUGCCAGGGAGGCAGGGGAGUGGGAGAAUCUGCCACCUAAUGAAAGGCAAAGGAACGAGAACAGUUUUGUCCACAUCGGUAUGACGGCAAGGUUCGAUAACAUUCUUGGCACCAAAACUAUAGAAUGCCUGGUGUACCUGAGUUCGGAGAUCAGGACCAUAUUCUGCCAUCGGACCAUGGUCGACAGAAUCGCAGCCAUGCUCAACUAUUUCCUUCUCCACCUCGUGGGUCCCAACAAGAAGAAUUUCAAGGUGAAAGACCAGCUGAAGGAGUACUCGUUUGAUCCUGCAUCAAUCGUACUGAACAUCUGCAAGAUCUACAUCCACCUCAGCGACAGUGAGGAGUUCUGUUCCGCUGUGUCUAGAGAUGGACGCUCCUACAGCCCUCAGCUAUUUGGUCUUGCUGAGAAUGUAUUAGUGCGUAUUGGUGGCGGUAUGAUCGUAUCAAGCCUGCAGCGUGUGGCGGAGGAGGUGCAUAGGUUGGCGGACCUGCAGCAGCAGGAGGAAGGGCUGUUGGGAGAGGUACCGGAGGAGUAUCUCGACCCGAUCAUGUCCACACUGAUGACCGACCCAGUGAUACUGCCGUCCAGCAGGCAGAUUGUCGACCGUAGUACCAUCGCUAGACACUUGUUGAGUGAUCAGAGUGACCCGUUCAAUCGAGAGCCGCUGACGAUGGACAUGGUACGAUCAGCGACAGAGUUGAAGGAGCAGAUCGAAGCUUGGGUGUCACAGCGUCAUGGCGACACCGGCUCGUGAUCUGAUACAAGAAUAGAAGUGACACUGUGUUCUACAAACAAUGGCAAGAGGGAACAACAAUGAAUAAAUCAUCAAUUAUUACAUUGUACAAAUAAUUGUUUAAUUUUUAAUGGAAGUGUCUGAGCAGUGAAAUUAUUUUUACUGUUUAUUGUAUAACCCCUUUUCUUUUCAAUUAUAUUACAGUGUGAUGAUGCCCAUCUCCCAUGGCUAUGCAAAGCUAACUGUGCCUGAUCAUUGUAUUCAUAUUUUGUGUGAGUUGUUUAUACUUUGAUUAAUUUAAACACAAUUGUAUGAUUUUUCUUGCCCAGUUAUCCUUUCCAAAACACAUUUUGAUAUUUGCUCAACAUCGUUGUAUUUAAUGUGUUUAUGUUGAUGUGUGAAACAAGUUGUCAUUUUUGCGGAUUUUUUCAAAUAUUCCGUUAAGAGUUUUGUUGCGUUUGUAACAUACUCUAUUUUGUUUUAUUGAGACUACUUAUAUAAUUAUGCCUGUUUUGUAGUAACAGAAUAUUUUUAACAGCAUCCCUGUCCAAUUGUAUAAGCAAUAUCCUUGAAUUAUAAAUGAGUUGUUGACGUUAUCAUAUUGAAUUUUUACUGAAGACAUGUGUAUAGAAAAUAUUCAUGGAUUCAUAAAAACAUACAAACCAUACCUUGCAUUUUAUCAAAUAAAACAUUUUAAAUUAUUAAAAGUAACGUAUAAUAUGUAUUUUUUAACGAAAAAUAACCAAUUUUUUUUUUUUUCAAAGAAAUAAACAUAAACAAUUUAAAAGAACUAAAUUCCAUAAUUUUGUUUAAAUAAUUUAAAAAAGCUUUUAACCCAUUGCGGACGGCUAUAAUCACCAUAAUAUGUAAAAUUUUUAGGUUUGGUCAGAAAAUUUUAAAUAAAAACAUGUUUUUUUGCCACAUGUUCAUGGAAAACUUGGUAUGUUAUAGUAAAUUUACACCAAAUAAUUUUUUUAUGGUUUUUAUUGCAAAAGAGGUAUGCUAAAAUAUCCAACUACAGUGUUGGCAAUGCAAAAAGAAAAUUUAAAAAAUCAUUUAGUUCUUGCUUAGAAGGUUUUUAUUUAUAUUUUUAUUAAUAACCUCUGAUAAAUACAAUUUAAUAGUUUUACAUAAAAAAACAAAUUGGUAUGGUUUAGCACUGAUUUUGCGGAUAUAUCCGUGGACUGUCCGUGAAGAAUGUAAUCUUAAGUGGAUGUAUCCACAUCCAUCCGCAAAGGGUGAAGUUUCCUGUAGCAUAAAAAUAUUAAUGUUAUUUAUUCUGUGUAACAUUUAAUAGCUCGAAAACGUGCUGGAGUGGGAAAGCUCAAUCGUAUUGCUGAGUUUCAUAGUUUGUUUUGUUAUAUACAAAUAUUCUUUUAUAUUUUGUUUUAGUUUUAGUUGUAUGAAGAGUGUAUGAGUUAUAAAAUGUUGGUUUUUUUAUGGCUAACAGAGUGAUUUGUGGAAAAUCUGGCCGUCGGUAUAAAAGAUAUGAGCAUUAAUAACGAAUAAAUCUUUGUGUGCAUUUUGAGACUGUCGUAUAUAUUGAUUUUAUUUUUUAAUUUUUUAUGAUUUAAUUACAUUGUUCUCUUACUAUAAAUAAGUCCAAAGGUUAUGGUUACAUGGUAUUAUUCACUAAGGCGUGUGUGACUUAACCAGAAUUUAGCACAAUGAUUUACAUAAUUCUUAAUAAAUUCAAUUCUAUAAAAAGAAGAUUGGUGUUUUUCCUGAAAUGCUUAUUAAGCAUCAAUGAGUUACAGACAAGUCUUGCCGAAUGUUACACAAUAAUUAAUUAUGUUUAGACGUUGAAAAACGAAUAAAAAUGUUGCAGUGUGCAUUUUUUGUGCGUUUGUUAAACUGGUUUUUGUUACUUUGUCAAUGUUUGAACUGGACCAUUUGUAUGUAAAUAGCAGUGCAAUAGUUUAUGAAAAUCCAUCCCAGUUAAAUUUGCUUUACAAAAUGUUAACACCUUUUGUUAGUCAUUCCACUUGGUACUGUGUAUAGUAGCUUUAUAAAAAAUAACAAAAAAAAAAAAAAAAAACAGAUAUACAUCAUGUUAUAUGUUAUUGUUUUCAGAAAUAAAUAAAGAACAUUAAAUUGGAAAACGUGUUUGAUUUAUUUGUAUAUUGUUUAUUUAUGGAUUUUCAGGAUAUGGUUUUAAAAAUGGGAGACAUCGUUCUUGUAAAAUAUAUUACUUAUGAAUAAAUAACCACUUUGAGAUAUAUUUAUAGAAUAAAUUACUUAAAAGUUUAGAUAAAGUAAAAACCAUACUAGCAGUCAAACUAUAUGUGGUUUACUUGCGAACUAUACCAAAGUUAUAAAUGAAAAUGGCCCAAAUAAAUAGAAAACGGGUGAUUGUAUGUAUCAAAAAACAAUAAUUUUAUUAAUACAAAUAUACAAGACUGUUUUAAGUUUUAUAUUUCGCUUAAAAGUAAUUAUUUAAUAAGUUACAAAUAAAAUAUAAUUUAAUAACAAAAUAAAUAAAUACCACCUUUUUCGGUAUUAUGAUAAAGUACUACUAUAAAAUACACUAGGGAAGCGAUUGUUGGAAGUAGAUUGGAACUCUUAUUUGUUGUACAUUUUUAACCUCAAUAUUUCUGUAAGAUAUUGUAUAAUCUCAUUUUCUGGUGGCGUUAUUUCCUUCUUGUUGAAAUAAUACUGUUUUAUAACAGAAUGUUAUUAAAGAUAAAAUGACCAGACACUAUACCAAUGCAAUGCAGAAAUGAAGCAGUGCUUAGUGUCUGACCUAGUACUUAUAUGAUUGGUGACAAACAUUUAUAAAUUUACCAUCAAUUAUGAAGUACUGUGUACUUGGAAUGUUGGAGCAAACCUUAUUCUCAUAUUAAUACUGUCUAAUGGUUGUCAAAUGCAUUUUAUCUUGUGAAAUAUUGUUAUUGUUUUUAUCUGCAAUUUUUCUGUAAAUACAAAUUUGUAUUGUUGCAA